Molecule: messenger RNA, 2553 nt
Organism: Calidris pugnax (ruff)
Lineage: Eukaryota; Metazoa; Chordata; Aves; Charadriiformes; Scolopacidae
Product: insulin-like growth factor-binding protein 4
Exons: 4
Coding region: 1-582 (193 amino acids)
Biological process (GO): regulation of insulin-like growth factor receptor signaling pathway
Molecular function (GO): insulin-like growth factor I binding; insulin-like growth factor II binding
Source: RefSeq, a predicted model, not a curated record
AUGUCUUUGCGGGGGCUGUGCCCCGUGGCAGAGCACGGCUCCGCUCCUGGCCGCGGCUCCCGGUGCCGUCCCGGGCCUGGCUGCUCUGUGGAGGAACAGGGGUGUCUCCAUCCCUGGGGGCUGCCCCGUGGUGCUGAGCCCCCUCUGGUCUGUGUCCUUGCAGAGAAGGAGGAGAUCGACCACCCCAACAACAGCUUCAACCCCUGCAGCAUCCACGACCGCAAGUGCCUGCAGAAGCAGCAGGCGAAGCGGGUCAACAACGGCAACAAGAUGCGCAACAGCGGGAACCCGUACCCCCGCGAGGAGACACGGCCCAUAGCGCAGGGCUCGUGCCAGAGCGAGCUGCACCGGGCGCUGGAGAGGCUGGCGGCCUCGCAGACCCGCACGCACGAGGACCUGUACGUCAUCCCCAUCCCCAACUGCGACCGCAACGGCAACUUCCACCCCAAGCAGUGUCACCCGGCGCUGGACGGGCAGCGGGGCAAGUGCUGGUGCGUGGACCGCAAGACGGGGGUGAAGCUGCCGGGUUUCCUGGAGCUGAAGGGGGACUUGGACUGUCACCAGCUGGCGGACAGCAUGUGAGCACCACCGCGGCGGCCCCGCGCCGUGCCGCGGCCAGGACAGCCCCCGGGGCUGCGUAGGUGAGGAAGAGAGGGGGACACGACUGCCGAGCAGCUCCCCGGUGCCGGGGGACCCCGCAUCGCCACCACGCUCUGCGCCACGGGCUGCCCACGGCACGGGGCACGGCGCCGCCACCUGUGCCAUGACCACUAGCCACCGCCGCUGAGGGGUCCCCGGCGUAAGCACAGACACUUGUGUGGACAGAUGCUGCCCUGGGAAUGGGGUUGGGGUGCAGCGGGGGGAGAGCCCCCCCUUCGUGCUGCUGCCGCCCCUCGCUGCUGCUCCCGCUGCCCUCCCGCCCCGUGGUGCCCCCCCCCAGCUUUUUCCCCAGCCCCUCUGUGCUGUGUCGUGGCUGGGGGACUUGGAGCUGUGACAGAGGCUCAGCUGCCACCCUGGCACAGCCGUGCUGGUGCCCCGUGGGAUGCCACGGUGCCCCCCUGCCCGCAGUGCCUUGCCGUUCGUGCCAGACCUCAGCAGGAGAAGUGCCUCGUCCUGCUGUGCCAAGGCUGCCUGGGCACGGACCGGGGGAGCCCCUGCCUCUGGGGGGGUCCCAGGGAGACCCCCUUCCUCCACUGCCUGCCUGGGGCCCUCCCUGGCUCCGUCUUGCCCAAAUUAUGUGUGUGUGAUGGGCACCGCAGCCACACCGAGCAAGAAGAGACCUUCCCCCUCCCCACUGCAGCCCCCAGCCCCAUGGAUGGGAACCGCCUGCCCCACAUGGCCCAGGAACCACCUGCCCCCCCAACCCAGCCCCAUCCCAUUCCCCGUGCAGGGACAAAGCCGGUGGCCGCAGCGUUGUCCUCCUGCCCAUCCUGUCCCCCACUGCCCCGUCCCGGGGGCUCGGGCACCCCCAGGUGUGCGUUGUGUCCCCAUGGGCACCGAGUCCACGGGGAGGGCUGGGAGACAAGGACAGCCCAGAAAGCACCUCCCAGCAGGAAGGGCUUCUUUUGGUUUUGUUUUUGGUUGUUUUUUUUUUUUUCCCCAAAGAUUUUUAAUAUUUAAAAAAUGUCAUUAGUGGGGUGUUAAAACCACCCCUGUGGCCCCUGAGGCUCAAAUUCCCCAUCUCCGUGGAACGGGGCGCCGCCGGUGAUGGUUUCUGUCUUCCCUUCUUCCAACUUGGCCAAUGUGACAAAACCGGGACGAAUUUCUGGAACGUCUCAGUGCCGGGAUCCACAGAUUUCGCCAGCGCAAAGUUCUCAGCUGAGACAUUGUCACUAUUUUUGUAGCUUUUUUUUCUUUCUUUCUUUUUUUUUUCCUUGCUUUCUCUUUGAAGCUCUUCCGUGGGAGCCAGCUGGGCUGGAAAUUUUUCACCUAAACGUUUUUUAGGUGAGAAACGGCCGUGCUGGCUGCCACGGCAAGCCUGCCAAAGAUGAUUUUGCUCUUCCCCCCCCCCCACCCCCUGGCUCUGUGGCCGCAGUGGGAGGUUUUGGUGUUCCCUGUGGUUUCUCCCCGGCCACGCUGGCGGGUGCCACGGCCCACAGUGGGGAAAAAAAUGUUUCAGUUUUAGUGAAACACCCUUUUGCCCCCCGUUCCCCAGCGGCUCCGCGGUGGGUGCACGGUGCAGCGGCACCCUCAGCCCGGUGGGCUCGGCCACCCAGACCCCCCCCCGACCCCGACGUAGCCGGGGCAGCACCGGCAGAGCCACAGAGCCUCUCCUGGUUUUGGGGUAGCCGGGGAUGCCGGCGCUCACCAGGGCACGUUCCGUGUCCAGCUCAGAGGGCUCCCAGCGUUUUGUAUCGUCUCUCCUGUAGUUUAAGGCUGUAUUUACACACCAUCAUAUUCCAGCGUAAGGCUCCCCCUCCCUACGCCGACGGGAUUUCUCUCAGUUCCUCCUGGGCCAAGCCCGUCCCUUCGGACUCGCGUGUAGCACCCACUCUCUUUUACAGUAAACUUGAACCUUUGUAUCAUCAAAAAGAAAAAAAAAAAAAAAGGUAA